Molecule: messenger RNA, 4080 nt
Organism: Cherax quadricarinatus
Lineage: Eukaryota; Metazoa; Arthropoda; Malacostraca; Decapoda; Parastacidae
Source: RefSeq, a predicted model, not a curated record
ACAUUUCUUUGCAGUCUCAUCCGUGAAGAAACGUGCAGGAUGUAUGUCAAGUGUAUGGUGAUUGAUGGGUUUAAAAGUUACGGGCAGCGGACGGAAAUAAAUGGCUUUGAUCCGCUGUUCAACGCCAUCACAGGACUCAAUGGAUCUGGAAAAUCAAAUAUUUUAGAUGCAAUAUGCUUCUUGUUGGGCAUCACAAAUCUCAGCCAGGUUCGUGCUACAAACUUACAAGAACUCGUUUAUAAAAAUGGACAAGCAGGUGUAACCAAGGCCACAGUCACCGUUACCUUUGACAACACGGAUAAGAAGCAGAGUCCCAUAGGUUACGACCACUACGAUGAAGUCACCAUCACCCGUCAGGUUGUAAUUGGUGGGCGUAAUAAGUACAUGAUAAAUGGUACCACAGUGCAGAAUAGCAGGGUGCAAGAUUUCUUCCGCUCAGUGCAGCUUAAUGUCAACAAUCCCCACUUCCUCAUCAUGCAGGGGCGUAUAACAAAAGUCCUCAACAUGAAACCUCCGGAAAUCCUGGCAAUGAUUGAAGAAGCUGCAGGCACUCGCAUGUAUGAGUCAAAGAAACAGCAAGCUCAGAAGACUAUAGAGAAGAAAGAUGCUAAACUGAAGGAGAUAAAUGAUAUCCUGGAGGAGGAGAUCACACCCACACUGAGUAAGCUGAAGGAGGAACGAACAAUGUAUCUGGAAUACCAGAAAGUGCAGCGGGAACUAGAACACCUGACUAAACUUUAUAUUGCAUACAAGUUUGUAUCAGCUCAGGAGACCAGCGAAAAGGCUCAAGAGGAGCACCAAGGCAUCAAGAAACAAAUUGAUGACCUGCAGCAGCGUAUUAGUAGUGGCACGAGAGAGAUAAGAGAAUUAGAUAAUCAAAUAAUUCAGCUGCAGCAGAUUCGUGAUAAUGAGACGGGAGGUCAAUUACAAGAAUUAGAAAAAAACCUAAAAGAGAAAGAUAAAGCAGAUGUGAAACUCUGUGCCUCUCUGAAAAACUUGAAAGACACUAUAUUGGCAGAAGAGAAGAAGAGAAAACACCUUGAGAAAUCUCUGGCUGAUGAUAUCAAAGCUCUGGAAAGCAAAAGGAAAGAAAGUGAUAAACUGCAAGGAACUUUUGAUAAAAUGCGAGCACAGGACCAAAAAGAUAAUGAUGCCCUGGUUGCUGCAGAGAAGAGGCUACAGGCAAUCAGCUCGGGAAUGUACUCUGCAGGGGAUGGAGAGGAUGCAACCCUACAAGAACAGCUGAUGAAUACUAAAGCCAGUAUCACAGAAGCAAAAACGGCAACAAAACAGGCUGAAAUGAAAUUAAAACAUAGUGAAGAGGAAUUGAAAGAGAAACAAAAAGAAAUGAAGAGAACUGCUGCUGAAUAUGUAAAGGAUAAAUCUCUCCUUGAGAAAAUGGAGAAUGAAGUUAAAGUUCUUCAAGCUCAGUUGGAGAAGCUCGGCUGUGAUGAUAGUAAAUUGGAAGAGCUAGAAGGCGAACAGCGUGUCUUGAGAAAGCAAAUAAUGAACUUACAGGAGAAGGUAGAAGGCCUCGACAACAGAUACCCCAAGUUAUGCUUCAACUAUAGAGACCCUGAAAAGAAUUUUGAUCGUUCAUCAGUAAAGGGACUAGUGUGCAAGCUGCUGAAGUUAAGAGAUCCUUCUACUGCAACUGCUUUGGAAGUCACAGCUGGAGGAAAGUUGUAUAAUGUGAUUGUAGACACAGAAGUUACUAGUAAAAAGUUGCUACAGAAAGGCCAGCUACAAACAAGAGUUACCAUCAUUCCUCUUAACAAGAUCACAGGAAGAUCCAUCGAUGACUACAUAGUGAAGCAAGCUGAAAGUUUGGUGGGCAAGGAGAAUGUUCAAACUGCACUCUCUCUUGUUUGCUACGAACGUGAGUUACACAAGGCUAUGGAGUGGGUGUUUGGCUCCUCCUUCAUAUGUCGGGAUAUGAAUGUAGCCAGACAAGUCACUUUCCAUAAUAACAUUAUGAGAAAGUCAGUCACCCUAGAUGGCGAUGUGUUUGAUCCUGCUGGCACUCUGUCUGGUGGGGCAAGAAGACAAGGUGGCAGUAUUCUAGCUCAGUUAGACUCCUUCCGUGAGUAUGAAGAUGAGCUCUCGGCUAAAACGCAGCGGCUGCAACAUGUUGAACAACAACUGCAGCAUCUUCAGAAAAACGCAGAUAAAUACCUGAAAGCCAAGCAGCAGUACACUCUUCGGUUCCAUGAACUACAGUUGUGUAACCAGAGGAUCCAACAAAGCACCCAUUAUCAACAACAAGAGGAAGUCAAUGCCCUGGAGAACACAAUAAAGGAAUGCGUGGCUACACUCGAACAGUGUAAAAAGGUUCAUGUUGAGGGAGUAGCAAAAGUAAAGGAUAUUGAAAAUAAAAUAAAGAACUCAAAAGCACUGAAAGAAAAUGAGCUGAAGGCAGCUAAUGUAGAACUGGAGAGAUGCAAAAAGGUAGCAGAAGAGACAAGAAUUAAAUGGAACCUUAAAAAGCAGGAAGAAGAAAGUUUAAAGCUGGAAGUUUGUGAACUGGAAGGAAGCAUUGAGACAACCAAGGCUCAGAUUGCUACAUCUAUUGAAGUGUUUGAGCAGUACCAGGUACAGAUGAAGACUCUGGAAGAGGAAGUUGCUAAGGGAAAGGAUGAGGUGACUGCAGCUCAGGCAGCCGUAAAGAAACAGAAGGAGAUGAUAAGUACACAGAACAAGGAAAUUAAUGCUAUGUCUGCACGUAAGGAACAGAUCACCAAGAGCAGCGACGAAGCCCAGUUAGAAAUCAAACAGCUUGAUCAUAAACUUUCAAAACUCAAAUCAGAAGCAAAGGAUGCUGAAAAUAAGGUUGCUCAAAUGCUAUCAGAGCAUGAAUGGAUAUCAGAGGAUCGUAAAUUCUUUGGUCAGCCCAACACUGGUUAUGAUUUUGCUGCAAAUGAUCCUGUGGAAGCUGGACGCAAGAUCUCCAAGCUGGAAGAGCUCAAAGCCAAACUAUCCAAAAAUGUUAACAUGCGAGCCAUGAACAUGUUGGGAAAAGCUGAAGAACAGUAUAAUGACUUAAUGAGAAAAAAACGAAUUGUGGAGAAUGACAAAGCAAAGAUUGAGAAGGUAAUACGUGAAUUGGACGAGAAGAAGAAGGAAGCACUAAGACAGGCCUGGGAGCAGGUUAAUCGUGAUUUUGGUUCAAUCUUCAGCGAUGCUCUUCCUGGGACCCAGGCCAAGCUCCAGCCUCAAGAUGGGCAAGAUGUUCUUGAUGGCUUAGAGGUCAAAGUGGCAUUUGGCUGAUGUAUGGAAGGAAAGCUAAACAGAAUUAAGUGGUGGUCAGCGGUCCCUGGUUGCUCUCUCACUCAUCUUGGCUCUUCUGCUCUUCAAACCAGCUCCUAUUUACAUCCUGGAUGAAGUAGAUGCUGCCUUGGAUCUCUCACAUACGCAGAACAUUGGUAACAUGUUGCGAACACACUUCAGACACUCGCAGUUCAUCGUUGUGUCACUGAAGGAUGGAAUGUUCAACAAUGCCAAUGUGUUAUUCAAGACUAAGUUCGUAGAUGGCAUGUCCACAGUGUCUCGUCACACACAACACACACUUACUGGCUUCACUAAAAAGAAAUAGAAGGGUAACUAGCCCAAAACAUUUAACCAUAUUACUUGUACAGUUUUAAUUUAGUUCACAAAUCAUAAGCACACUCCAUAUAUUUAGUAAUAAUUUUAAUAAAUUUGUAAAAAAAAAAAAAAGGAAAGUUAUUAAAUAUGUUAGAAUAAUAUUUUUACGUUUUUUUAUAAAUUAUGAGUAUGUAUAGUAUUGCAUGUAUCAUUUAUAUCAUAUAUUUUACCAGAAAUUUUUAAAUAACAUGUUAGUUUUUGUAUUUUUCUUGCCAAUAAUAUGAAAAUUACUUAUAGCAUAUAUUUACUGAAGUCUUGAGAUAUUAUAUAGGACUCAUGAAAUCUUAAUGACACGAUUGCAAACAAGCCAUACCAUGGGCGGGAAUAGAACCCGCAUCAAUCUGGAGUUUUAUGAUGCUCUGAUCUUGGGUUCUAUCCCCACCCAUGGUAUGGUUUAUAUUAUAUAGGAAUAGAGCUAUUAAUGUAAAAAUUAUAAUU